This is a messenger RNA of Sordaria macrospora k-hell, 543 nucleotides long. RefSeq lists its product as uncharacterized. The record is from RefSeq and is a predicted model, not a curated record. Gene Ontology annotation, biological process: dUTP catabolic process; dUMP biosynthetic process. Gene Ontology annotation, molecular function: magnesium ion binding; dUTP diphosphatase activity. Lineage: Eukaryota; Fungi; Ascomycota; Sordariomycetes; Sordariales; Sordariaceae.
AUGACCACAGACGGACCCAGCUCUCCCCCAGCCAAGCGCAUCAAGACCGAUUCCUCCUCUCAAACCACCACCGCCGCCACAAUGACCGCCGAUACUCAGACCCCUGCCGUCCCGGCCGUCACCAAGCUCUCCCAAGCCCCUCCUCUCCUCAUCAAGAAACUCUCCGACAAGGCCCGCCUCCCAACUCGCGGUUCCGCCUUUGCUGCUGGUUACGACAUCUACGCUUCCAAGGAGACUACGAUUCCUGCGCGGGGAAAGGGAUUGGUUGAUACGGAUAUUUCUAUGGCUGUUCCGGAGGGGACUUCCAAGAACUACAUCGACGUUGGCGCGGGCGUGAUCGACGCCGACUACCGCGGCCAAGUCAAGGUUUUGCUUUUCAACCACUCGGACGUUGACUUCCAGGUCAAGGAGGGCGAUCGCGUGGCGCAGCUUGUGCUGGAAAGGAUUUAUACACCUGAGGUUGUCGAGGUCCAGGAAUUGGAGGAGAGUGUUAGGGGUGCGGGCGGGUUUGGAAGUACCGGUGUUGGGGAGGUGAAGAACUAA